AUGGAUGUGGUUUCUAGUGUCGCAUCAGUUGCGACACUUAUGGAAUUAGCAAUCAAGUCAUACUCCUCUGCUGCUCGACUGAUCAAAGACCUACACGAUGCCCCAAGAGAACUAUCACGAGUAACGCAGCAGUUGAACAUCUUGAAGUUUGAGCUCGCUCUCCUAUCAGACAUUCAAAAACAAACUACAGAAGGAGAUGAACCUCUCCUCCUCCCUAACGAAGCGACCAUUCUUGAGCAUGCCCUGUUCUCAGCACAUAAGCUUAUAUCCGACUCUCAUAAGCAACUGAGUAGCCGAAAGAUCCAAGCAGGAAAUUGGUCUCGCUUGACAUGGGUACUAAAAGACAAGGCCAGAGUCGAGCAUCUUCUCCGCGGCCUCCAACAAACAGAGACUAGUCUCAACACUGUAUUGCUGCUUUUGAAUGUUCGUCUAAGUUCUUACUCUUGGAAAAUUGCCUCAUUAUUGCAGUCCGCAUCCGCUAUCUCUUCACCGAAUGGCAAUAAGGCGACUCAGAACGAAUUCUUAAAGCUGUCUCAAUCUCAGACAGGACUAGGUUCUCUUCUCAAUCGCAACCCUCAAGCGUGGAACGUUCUAUUUGGCUCUUGGCGCUCCUCAGACCAUUCAUGGCUAGUCUGGCUUGGUCUUCAAGUCAUUUUGACCUGCUAUGGUAAUUCCCUGCAUACAUCCUAUUUUGUUUCUGGCAAGAUUGGACCAUUGAGGCUGUUUGGACUGCGAGCUAUUUGCUUUAAUCUAGGUCUCCGGGUAUUCCCACUUACUAGCCUGGGGCUCUCAAUACUUGGUGCAAGUUUAUCGUUGAGAAAAGUUGUUCCAAAAACAUCUGAAAUUAUGCUUGCAUGCCAAAAUGGAGAUACUCACACCGUGAGAGAACUCUUUUUAUCUCGUCGGGCCAGUCCGUACGAUGUGACACCAGAGAACUCGGGCGUAAUGCGUUACGCUAUUGAUAGUGGGUCAUUAGAGCUUGUCAAGUUUCUGUUCCAUAAUGGAGUCGACGUUAAUGUCACGUUCGGUAGUAGCCCACUUGAGUGGGCCUUCAGUUCUCGACAUAUUGAGAUCGCUCGUUUCCUGAUAGGCUGCGGAGCAAGACUGGACUAUCUAUGCUCCCGUGGAUGGACCCCAGUUAUGCAUUUGUUUUACCCUUCAAAACCCCCUGCCCCAGGAGAAUUUCUUGAACUCUUAUGUGCCCACUCAUUCAGUGACUUUGACGUUCAAGAUGAGUAUGGUGCCACGGCGCUACACCGAGCUGUGUGUUGGGGUACUGCUGAAGACGUUCGUCUUUUGCUACAGGCCGGCGCAUCUCUAUCUGUUCCUGAUAAAGAAAGAGGCUGGAUACCAGCAUUUGAUGCUGUUAGCCAAAGAAAGAGAAAAGCAUUAAAAGUCCUUGCAAAGCACAUGCUGCCAGGGUUUCCCUAUACAGUUGACUUUCGUGGGUGGACUAUGCUACCCAUUGCUAUCGAAACUGGAGACCUUGAAACUAUUCGUCUGGUUCUCGAAUUGGGAGUUGACCCACAUCAUCUACUUAAAGUCCAAAACAAUACGAGGAUCCAUGAAGUCACUCCUGUGGAAUUUUCUCAGCUUCAGGGGCCAGAGGUACAUAAGACGUUUUUGACCGCGCUACAGCUUGCCGGGUUUGACGUGUCUUCUGUGAAUGAUCACAGUGAUGACCUUGAUAACGAAUAUGAGGACGCGGUGUUUUGGCCCGCUGAGAGUGGUGAGGUUUCUGAUCAGUGA
This is a messenger RNA of Talaromyces rugulosus, 1749 nucleotides long. RefSeq lists its product as uncharacterized. Bases 1 to 1749 code for a protein of 582 amino acids. The transcript is spliced from 4 exons. Gene Ontology annotation, molecular function: protein binding. NCBI's taxonomy places the organism in Eukaryota, Fungi, Ascomycota, Eurotiomycetes, Eurotiales, Trichocomaceae. The record is from RefSeq and is a predicted model, not a curated record.